Cynara cardunculus var. scolymus (artichoke) is the source of this 907-nucleotide messenger RNA. RefSeq lists its product as uncharacterized. The transcript has a single exon. The coding region runs from base 1 to 885 and encodes 294 amino acids. Gene Ontology annotation, biological process: photosystem I assembly; response to photooxidative stress. The record is from RefSeq and is a predicted model, not a curated record. Lineage: Eukaryota; Viridiplantae; Streptophyta; Magnoliopsida; Asterales; Asteraceae. Gene Ontology annotation, cellular component: chloroplast thylakoid membrane.
AUGAAUGAGAGCAUAGACGCAGAGAAGCAGGUUUCUGUAGAUCCAAUAUCCAUGAUACAUAGCACCCAUCGAUCAUGGUCAAGUCCCGCUAAACCAUUGCCAUCGUUACCCACCAAAUACAAGUUCCUUAGCACCACCAGCCUUCCGAGUUCACCUCGCAUGGCUUCAUCCAAGAUCAGACCUACUGAUCAUACUCAAAACCCAACACCCCCACCUCGAUCUCCCACCAACAGUCGCCUUCAACGAAGCAAAUCUGGUGGUGAACACAGAUCAUCUGUACCCUAUAGCGCCUUUGAUACUUCCGUGGCUGCUAUUAUAUGUGAACGUAGGUCUUCCACCAAGCCAACUGCAGUUACUGAUGGUCAAGAUCAUCGAAGAACCAUGCCAAAUGAAGCUAUAAAACCUAACAAUGUGGAUUCGGAGUUUAAAUGUGGAGCUCUUUGUUUGUUCUUGCCGGGCUUUGGUAAGGGUAAACCGGUGAGAGCCAGAAGGGUGGAACCAGAAGGAACCAGAAAUGUGAUCUCACAGAGGGUUUCACUUGAGAAAUUUGAGUGUGGAUCAUGGAGGUCGUCGGCCAUCCAAAGCGAUGAUGAUCAGCAUUCAUCUGCUCUCUAUUUUGAUCUUCCGCUGGAGCUGAUACGGACGAACGUGAAUGAUGCUAGUUUGCCGAUGAACUCGGCCUUCGUGUUCAACAAGAGUGUGAAAGGAGUUCUUAAGACGACGGGUGGUGGUGGUGGAUCAGCAGAAAGAAAAUCACAAGAGGGUUGUCGUCGUGUUCGCUUUUCGACGUCUGAUCCCCCGACAUCCCCUUCGUCUUGCAUCACGCCUCGCUUACGCAAGGCUCGGGAGGAUUUCAAUGCCUUUUUAGAAGCUCAAAGUGCAUAAAACUAAUAUACAAGAUGUUGUU